AAAGAAAGGCCCCCCCCCCCUCCCUCCGCUGACCCUCACUGCUCCCCCUCCCCACAUUUUUUCCCCCUUUGGUGGUGGUUUGGACAUUUCAUAUUGAAUGAACUGGAAUUGCUUUCCGUGUGAGGAGGAUGGUUGCUGUUACUUUGUGAUGAGAUCGGGAAUGAAUUGCUCGGUUUAAAAAUGCUGCUUUGGAUUCUGUUGCUGGAGACGUCUCUUUGUUUUGCUGCUGGAAACGUUACAGGGGACGUUUGCAAAGAGAAGAUCUGUGCCUGCAACGAGAUAGAAGGGGAUUUGCACGUAGACUGUGAGAAAAAGGGAUUUACCAGCCUGCAACAUUUCACCGCCCCAACUUCCCAGUUUUACCAUUUAUUCCUGCAUGGAAAUUCCUUGACUCGACUUUUCCCUAAUGAGUUUGCUAACUUUUACAAUGCAGUCAGUUUGCACAUGGAAAACAAUGGUUUGCAUGAGAUUGUUCCUGGGGCUUUCCUGGGGCUGCAGCUGGUGAAACGCUUGCACAUAAACAACAACAAGAUCAAAUCGUUCAGGAAGCAGACUUUCCUGGGGCUGGACGAUCUGGAAUACCUCCAGGCAGAUUUUAAUCUAUUGCGGGAUAUUGACCCGGGAGCAUUUAGGGACUUAAACAAACUAGAGGUGCUGAUUUUAAAUGACAAUCUCAUCAGUACCUUGCCCCCCAACGUGUUUCAGUAUGUGCCGAUCACCCACCUCGACCUCCGGGGAAACCGUCUUAAAACCUUGCCUUACGAGGAGGUUCUGGAGCAGAUCCCAGGCAUCGCCGAAAUCCUGCUAGAGGAUAACCCCUGGGACUGUACUUGCGAUUUGCUGUCGUUGAAGGAAUGGCUGGAAAACAUACCCAAAAAUGCUUUGAUCGGCAGAGUGAUUUGUGAAGCUCCCACUAGGUUGCAGGGCAAAGAUUUAAAUGAGACCACAGAGCAAGAGCUGUGCAAAAAGAACAGAGUGGAUUCUAGUCUAGCUGCUCCCCCUGCCGAAGAAGAAACCUGUGAUCCUGGUCCCAUUCCAACCCCCUUUAAAAUACAUGGCAAAGAAGAUCCUGCUACACCAGGAUCCGGUCCAAACGGAGGUACAAAGAUUCCUGUCAACUGGCAAAUCAAAACUAGACCCACUGCUGCUGUGUCAACUGUUAGUGUGAAGAGCAAGCAACCGGCUACCUUGUCCUGCCCUCAGAUCUGCAGCUGUGAUCAGAUCCCUGGCUCAGGUUUAAAGGUUAAUUGCAAUGACAGGAAUGUAAGCAGCCUGGUGGAUUUGAAGCCUAAGCCAUCCAAUGUGCAGGAGCUGUUUCUGAGAGACAACAAAAUACACACUAUCAGGAAAUCCCACUUUCUGGAUUACCGGAAACUUAAUUUACUUGAUUUGGGCAACAACAACAUAGCCACCGUUGAGAACAACACCUUCAAGAACCUCUUUGAUCUCCGAUGGCUGUACAUGGAUAGCAACUACUUAGACACUCUAUCCCGGGAGAAAUUCACUGGGCUGCAAAACCUGGAGUAUCUGAAUGUGGAAUUUAAUGGGAUCCAGCUGAUCAUGCCUGGCACCUUCAAUGCAAUGCCCAAACUCAGAGUCCUCAUCCUCAACAACAACCUGUUGAGGUCUCUCCCAGUUGAUGUGUUUGCUGGGGUCUCGCUUUCCAAACUCAGCAUACACAACAAUUAUUUCAUGUACCUCCCAGUGGCAGGGGUGCUGGACCAGCUCACCUCCAUCACCCAGAUCGACCUGCACGGCAACCCGUGGGACUGUACUUGCCCUAUCGUGCCUUUCAAACAGUGGGCGGAAAUGCUGCGCCCCAAGGUGAUUAUGAGCGACCUGAGGUGUGAGUCUCCAGAAGAUUUCUUCAAGGAGGAUUUUGAGUCUCUCUCCAAUGAUGUGAUUUGCCCUCAGCUAAAAAUAUCACCUACCUUAAGUUCUACCAACAAAAACAGCACUGGGGUUGCAGAGACGGGUACUCACUCCAACUCCUACUUGGAGACCAGCCGGGUCUCCAUUUCGGUGCUAGUGCCAGGGCUGCUGCUGGUUUUUGUGACCUCUGCUUUCACAGUGGUUGGCAUGCUGGUGUUCAUCCUGAGGAACAGAAAACGGUCCAAGAGGAGGGACGCCAACUCCUCUGCAUCUGAGAUCAACUCCUUGCAGACGGUCUGCGACUCAUCCUACUGGCACAAUGGGCCCUACAGCACUGACGGGGCCCACAGGGUUUAUGACUGCGGUUCCCACUCCCUGUCAGACUGAGGAGGCGAGUGGGGCGGGGGUGGCUGCUGCCCAGGCCCAACCCUGCGCUCUCCUGGUGACGGGGAAGCAAAUGCCUGCAGGGACGGCUCUGCACCUCAGCUACCUUCUGUGAGAAACAAAAAACGCGCGCACUCCCUUGCGGCCCCCAGAGCAAGAGCCGUGCUCAGUAUGCGUGGCGGGAGCCCGGCAGAGGGGCGCGUCCCUCUACUGAGCGCUGCCGGGACGGCAAUGGACAAGCAAGGACCUGCUUUCUUCAGCUCCGGCGGGGAGAACCACGGCUCUUGGUUUUGCUGGGCCUUUGUUCUGUUGUGUUGGGGGUUGUUUUGCUUUUUUGCACUCUUCCUUUUUGAAUGGACCCCUCUCUUGAGAGGCCAGGAAGAGGAGGGGGAUGGAGGAAAGGCUGCUGUCAGCCUCCUCUUGACAAAGCAGGAGUAGAAAGUUGCACGAAGGCAUGAAUGUAAUGUAAAUAAAUGACUCUGACUCCGAAACAGACGAAAAAAAAAAAAUUAAAAAAAAAACAAUUGCUGCAUGGCUCGCAUGGAUACAACACACCCCAGGGACGCUCCAGCCCACGACUGGAAGCAGCGUCUAGUUCACACCAUCAUCCCUCUUACCUGAUAAGUCCCUUCGUAUCAAACCUUCUAUAUAAGAAAUACAGUAUAAUAAUAAAAGUGCCAUUUCGCCA
Numida meleagris (helmeted guineafowl) is the source of this 2944-nucleotide messenger RNA. It is a transcript of the gene SLITRK1, whose product is annotated as SLIT and NTRK like family member 1. Gene Ontology annotation, biological process: regulation of presynapse assembly; axonogenesis; positive regulation of synapse assembly. The coding region runs from base 181 to 2259 and encodes 692 amino acids. Gene Ontology annotation, cellular component: GABA-ergic synapse; glutamatergic synapse; postsynaptic density membrane. The record is from RefSeq and is a predicted model, not a curated record. Gene Ontology annotation, molecular function: protein binding. Lineage: Eukaryota; Metazoa; Chordata; Aves; Galliformes; Numididae. The transcript has a single exon.